GCGAGCUAGUAAGGAAGUAAAUUGUGAGUUACUCACGAAGUUAAAAUGCGGAGCUGUCCUUUCCUUUUCCUCCUCAGACAGCUCAGUGUAACGCUCAAAGCUGAUGCUGAGGUGGACAUUGUGUAAACAUUGUUCGACCUAGGAGGGAAUCAUUGUUACUUAUCGAUGAAAUCCCUCAACUAGAUAAGGAAAAAGCAGUUAGCUGGGUUGCUAACUGGCGUUAGCAGUUCUUUGUUUUCUUCCCCAGCUGGGCUGCAACCAUGAAACCAAACUAGUGUGGACAUUACCAGCUCCUCUAACAUGCGUGUGGGAUCCUAGACGUGAAUACAGCUGCGUGUUCUGUGGGAGAUCCUGAAAGAGAGGUUUAUUAAACCUUACCUAAAUAAACAUUAGCUGCCGAGAGCAACUUCAGCACCACUGGGUUUCUGGGUGUUUUGAUUCGGGCCAGAAAACUGCAGAAGAUAUGGGCAACUGCCUGAAAUCUCCCACCUCCGAUGACAUCUCUCUGCUGCACGAGUCUCCGUCUGACAGGGCGAGUUUCGGGGACGGGUCGGACCCGGACCUGGAGCCGCCUCCGCCCUACCAGGAGCAGGCUCACAUGCCCAUGUUCCACCCGACACCCAGCCAGGCCCGCCUGGCCACCCAGCUGACAGAGGAGGAGCAGAUCCGCAUAGCUCAGCGCAUUGGCCUCAUCCAGCACCUCCCAAAGGGCGUUUAUGAUGGAGGGAAAGAUGGCUCGGAGAAGAAGAUCAGAGAGUGCGUUAUCUGUAUGCUGGACUUUGUUUAUGGGGAUCCUAUUCGAUUCUUGCCAUGCAUGCACAUCUACCACAUGGACUGUAUAGACGACUGGCUGAUGAGAUCCUUCACCUGCCCCUCCUGCAUGGAGCCCGUGGAUGCUGCCCUACUCUCCACCUAUGAGACCAACUGAUUCCUCCAAUUCCUCCCCAGUACUUAGAUCACACUCAGCUCCUCCACCACUCACACCUAACAGCUACCCUCUUGACUGAGAGGAGCUAAAAAUGUGUUGCACUUUCAAGUUUCAAAAUUCCCCUCGUCCAACUUUGGACUCUUUCUUUCUUUCCCCACCCCUGCAGUUCUGAUGCUCUAUAAGCUGGUCUUAAAGCAUCAAUUAUGAGUCGGUAAGAAACCAUGAACACCAAGUACAUUAUAUUUGAAUCUUUUAAGACCUGGUGAAUGGGCAUUUCCAUUUGAGCUGGUCUCGGUGGUGUUUAUGAAUGCAGUUCCCAUAAUUCCAGUUGAUCAUGAAUCAAAUGAAACAUUUGCUGAGGGAUGAUGCUAGAUAUUCUGGCUGACAUUCAAGUUUUCCUGUGCCCACAGUAAUCAAAGCAAUUUAAAACAAUAAUCUUCAAGACAAACAGCCCUCUGCUUAUGUGAUAUAAUACACAGCUGAUACUUACACUUUUUGUGUAGAAAAAAACUUCGCCUUAUAACUCUCCUUUUGGUCAGCGUUACAAAAGAAAUAUUGCCCCAUGCUAUAAAUCACCCCAAGUGGAAAAAAGUAUACAGUGUUCUAUAUCAUGGAUAUCAGAACAGCAUAAUUUUCCAUGGCCAGUUUUUUGAGUUGAAGGGAAAAAUUGUUUGUUAUAUGAAUGUUUCACCUGAUGUGUAAACUAUCUGCCAGCCAAUAUAAAGGGCUUAUUUGUGCAUGGGCAGAUGGGUCAGUCAGACAUUAGAAACGCUUGCACAACUUUCCAACUGAUCCAGAAUUUGCACUUUACUUAAAGGAUGUUAUGUAAAACAAUAUAUUAAUAUAUGUACCUUAUAACCUUGCACUAUCAAGACUUCAUUCCUUUCUCUCCGAGAUGCAAAAGUUAUGUAACUGAUAAAAGAUAUUUUCCCAAAUUGUCAGUAGUCAUUUAACACGUUGAGGCAAGCCUGAUGAUGCAUUUCACAAGAUCUGUGAUUGAGUAGUGUGAAAACCUGCUUCUUUUUUUUAAUUUUUUUGCAAUUUUUCUUUUAUUGCUUUUGAUUCUCCCAGAUGAAGGGACAGAGGCUAGCUCAGAGUUAAAGGAAUAUUUUAACCCUUUUCGCAUUUGUCUGGUUUUAAGAGUUGGACCCCAAAAUUACUCAAGUCUGGGCUUUAGGCAGCAAAAGGAUAAAAAACUGAGCUGGCUCUCUUUAAAGUCAGAAAGAUGCUUUUAAUGUUUAUUACCAACACAUUCACAUGUUUUUGAACUCUGGACAAAGCUGCACAAGCUAUCUCAUCUGUCUGUGUUGUGAGAGCUCUUGGCGAGUGGAACUGUUCCUGUAUUUAACUGUUUUCUGUAUUAAUUUUUCGUUUUUUUAUUUAAGAUUUAGCAUUAUUUUAUUCCACUUCACUAUAGCAGUAGCUAACAGUCAGUGUUUUCUUUUUAAUUUUUGCAUUAGUUGGUAGUUUUUCUGGUGUGUUCUUUUUUUGUGUUUUGUUUGUUUUUUUUCUUUUUUUGGUCUCAUUUGAUUUUGCUUCACAUUUUUACACAUUGUUACAUUUAUGUUAAUCCACUGCAUUUGUUUCAACUUGCGCAAACCUCUGUCCCAUUUGUGUGAGACAUCUCUUGUCGUGUAAAAGAAAACCUGAGAUGAUAUAGUUUCCACUGAAAUGUCCUUAUGUUGUGUUUUUCAUUUAAUAUUUCAUGUAAUUGUGUUUUUAUUUCUUUUAUUUUUCAAGGCUAAGCCCUCGUGUAAACAAUAAAGAAGAGGAGAGUUA
Cololabis saira (Pacific saury) is the source of this 2707-nucleotide messenger RNA. Its product is annotated as RING finger protein 11-like. Lineage: Eukaryota; Metazoa; Chordata; Actinopteri; Beloniformes; Belonidae. The record is from RefSeq and is a predicted model, not a curated record. The transcript is spliced from 3 exons. Bases 464 to 928 code for a protein of 154 amino acids.